Molecule: messenger RNA, 4399 nt
Organism: Pocillopora meandrina
Lineage: Eukaryota; Metazoa; Cnidaria; Anthozoa; Scleractinia; Pocilloporidae
Source: the annotation of a GenBank genome assembly
UGCACGACGCACUUUUAUCCCAACAGUGAGAAAGCUAAAAUUGACAGGACAGAAAUCGCCAAUGGCACAGACGUUUUGGCUAAGCUUUUGAAUAAAACCUGUUACGACAAAAACGCCAGACCCCAGGCAGGAGGUAAAUUCUCUUCAAUGACCUCUGAAAACCGUUAUGUGACACGACGUCUUUAACUCCAAAACUGAUGGAAAUGUAACUUGUACGUAACUUCUUCUUUAUCGCGGACGGGAGGGGUGGUGUUGGUGGAUUUUUUUAGGGAUCACAUGGUUUUCAGGGUAACUCACCCUGAAAACCAAGAUAAUUCGUGGCCUACAGAGUUAAAAGUAGGGCUGAAUAAAAUUGACUGCCAAUUUAAAUGCCAGUGAGGAGGGAUUGCAGAAAUUUAACACAGACUUAAGGGGGGAAUGGGGGGAACAGUUACUCUGAUUGAAACAUGACUAAUACCCACUGAUCCCCCUCCUCCCCUCCCCCGGCAAUACCAUUCUGGAAACAGGAGAUGAGAAAAGACAAACGGAUAAUCUGGGCCAAGCCAAGCUCUCCAAACGAAGUUUUAGGAAAAUAUACGGCAAGCAGAAGAGAGGAAAUUCUAAUUAAAUAUUCUAACUUACAAGGAAAGGAAUCACUGGAAAUAUUAAUUUGAACGACAAACUAAUGCAACGGGCUGAGUUAGUAUCACUACGAAAACUAGUGGUUUAUAACAAAUGCGUGACUCAACGAAUUUACCGAGGAAUCACGACAGUCCCAACUCUUCAAAAUUCUUGCUUGUCAAAUUGAUCCACUGACAAGGGUGUUAAUGAAUACAAAUUAGAAGAAAGCGAACUGAGGAAAGCAAUUGAAAUCGAUCUCUUUUCCUUAGGGGAGCCAGUCACUGUAAGUCUCAGCAUGGCGGUUCAAUCUUUUACAAAUAUAAAGGAAUCUAAUAUGGUGAGUAAAUAUUUUUCUUUUACUUGUGAUUGCCUGAAGGGUAUUUUUAGUACUUGCUUUUCAAUGGACGAUACUUCCACUUUACACGACGAUAAUACCUUACCAAACGGGUUAGGAACAUUGAAUAAAGGGGUAAGUUUCUAAAGAAACUGUGGUGCUGCGUCGGUGGGAGAGUAUAGCAGGUAAUUUAGUGUUAACAACUGGGUUGAAAACGUAAAUUAGCCACCGUAAAGGGUAAAAAAGCUGACGUUUCGAGCAUUAGCCCUUCGUCAGAGCGAACGCUCGAAACGUCAGCUUUUUUUCCCUUUACGGUGGCUAAUUUACGUUUUCAACCCAGUUGUUAACACUAAAUUACGGGUUAGGAACAUUGUCUUAUCAAAAUAAACAAAUAGUAAUAACUUUCUAAACAAAUUCCCGCAGCAACCUAAGACCAGUGAAGAACACCCCUUAAUUUUCUACCAAGGGUAAACCAUAUUUGGAUAAUUUCAAAAUGAUCGGGGAUAAAUAAUACCAGGGGAUAAAUAAUACUGACUACUCCCUGAGUGAAUUCAUUUUAUUUACUUUUUUUAACAGGAAUUUACAACGUCAAUGUUCUUACGUCAGGAAUGGGUCGACGUAAGAUUAGCACACAAGUUGAAUGGGACGUUGCCAGUGAGAGGCGUUGAUGUGCAGAAAAUAUGGCGUCCAGACACUUACUUCACCAACAUGAACGAUUAUAAGUUGUACGAGGACAAUCAACUGGCUCUGAUAUCAAGCAGCGGUAGAGUUUACUUUAGUUCGAGGUAAUUGAGAGAAAAUAGGCAAUAAUAGGGGCAGAUGUAGAGGAGGGGUGCAGGGGUGCAUCCCCCUCAGGAUGACCUUCCGCUUUCUUCUAUAAUUUUACGGUCUUACAAAAUCUGCUCUAACGUUUGUUGUGUAAUCUUAGCAGUUCACAUUAUGUUUUUUUCCCAGUCAAAAGCCGUCUUCUUCGUUGUCUGCUUUAAAAUUUUGUUCACGCCCUCCGUUGAUAACGUCAUUUCUAAUCUCUUACCCAGAUCGUACCGUGUAAUUGUAACUAAGUUAUGAAGGUACAAACCCUUGGCCGUGAGAGGCUUGGGUACGAGACUUCGUCAUUCCUCAGUAGUGCACCCCUUCCUAGGAAAAUUCCCGGAUCCAUCCUUGAAUAGCAGAUAUGAAAAAACCUAUCUCUCUUCAAAAUGACUCAUGAAGACUGACAACCGCUUAGUGCUAAAAAGCACACAAACGUUGAAGCAGUUUGUGAUUGAGGGUCGAAAACAUUUCAGGAUUGCUUUAGUUUUGCUUUUUUUUACUAUCCUAAAAGACACGUUUUUAACCUGUUUUCUCUUUGGAAAUUCACUUUCACUCUUUGAAGUUAAUUUUUGCUUUCUAUGGCUUCAUAAAUAUAUGUAAGAGAACAGCUUUUUAUUUUCACAAUAUCAGCGGAGAAAGUGCGUUUGAUCAUUUUCAUGAAUUGUGCGCAAUCUACAUUUUAACGCUUUAUUGGCUACUGCCAUCAUCAUUAUCAUUAUUAUUGUAAUUGUUAUCAUCAUCAUUAUUAUCAAUGAUCUAAUUAUUUACAUCAGAAGGAAAACGCCCAGAAUUCUUUGUUGCCUAAGUAACUCCAGUCUGGUUCAAACCUCUCCUCCCCCCCCCCCCCUUUAAAUUGUUUCGGUUUUCACCAUCACUGACUUAUUUAGAACUUAACUAAGCUUGGAAGCAGGUGUUGUGGGAACAGUCGACUCCCAUGAUUUUAUUUUUUAACUCUCCCCUCUAGCUGCCGCAAAUUCCUUACAAAAUAGGUACGGAAUUUGGUGUUAGAUCAAGAUAACACUAUCCCUGAUAAGUUUGAGUAUUCUCAUCACCCGUUUACUGAAUAAUUUAUGGAUAUUACAGAGAGAAGUUUCAUUUUGAUCAUUGUGGGAGUUAAAGGAUUAUGUUAGAAAUGUUCUUUCUUCUGUGGCAGGUUAGUUGUAGCUGCCUCCUGUCGAAUGUAUUUACAAAAGUUUCCCACAGACGUUCAAAAGUGCAGCCUUGUUCUUGAAAGUUGUAAGUGUGGGCUGGGUUUCUUACUUUUAAUUAGGUUUUUUGUGCCUAAUUUUGUGCGCUGAAUACAGACUCAAUUUACAGUAAAUAUGAGAGUUGAGAUCUCGGCUACUGUGGGAUUAAUCUGAGGUCCGUCGCUCUGAUACGAAGGCCGCUAGCAAAACGGAACGGACUCGUUCUAGCCUCCUUUCUCGAUAUUUACCUGUUUACAAAAGAGGAACUUGGAAUGGUGUAGUAAAUAUUACUGACUAAGCAUUCUGUUUGGUGUUUCCUUUUUCAAGUUGCCUUUACCAGAGAUAUGGUGGAAUAUCGAUGGCAGUACCCCAAACCAGUGAAUAUCCUCGAUAUGGAGCUGGCAGAAUUUGAUUUGACCAAAACUGAAUAUAUUAAGAAAGAUGUGGAGUAUGUAGCAGGUAUUUAAGAUUUACUUAAUGCCCCCCCAAGGAUCUAUAGAGACGGAAUACUUUACUGAAGAUGUAGAGUACGUUGCAGGUGCAAUUUUAAAUAUAGGUUUAGUCCGCAUGUCUGCAAGGUGAAAAUUCAAGAAAUUUAACCCAGGUUAAAUAAUUCUUCUUAGAAAGAUGUAUAUUUCGUCUAGUCAAGUGCUUAGGACAAAAAAAAUUAUUCUAGGUACUCAUAAGAAAUCGAACUUCUGAGCCUCAGAUUCCGAGCUCAGAUGCUAUACUACUUGAAUCACGGCGACUCUACAGUGAGCCAGGCCUCUAUUAAGUCCAUUUUUGACACAAGUCCUGCAUUCUGCUAUGAUCAGAAAUAUCGAAAGGGUUAUGUGUCUAGAAAUAUUAGCAAGAUGUCAUAAAAGAAUAAGCAAGAUGAUAAAUUUUGAGCUCAGUUUAGAAAGAGAGAAUAAUGUUUUCCGUCUAACCAUGAGCGUGGGAAAAUUUCUGAGUCCCCAUGAGAAAUUGAACCUCAGACCAGACCUUCUUCAGUUUUAGGCCAGGCGAGUUCGAUCAUUUGUGACAAUCGUUAAGAGAUUCUCACUAUAAAUCCGUUUCGCUUGCAGGUAAAUACCGUGACAUGAUCGUAACUUUCACAUUCAGUCGUCGGAUCGGUUACUACCUCAUUAACUUCUACGUUCCUUGCAUCAUUAUGGUUAUUAUGAGCUGGAUCGUGUUUUGGAUUGAUCGAGACAACAUUGGCGACCGAAUAGCUCUCGGGAUCACGACCGUCCUCACAAUCGUAUUUUUACUGGGUUCCAGUAACAGCACUAUGCCCCGAGUCAGUUACCCGAAGGCUAUCGACUGGUACAUGAUGACUUCGUUCAUCUUCGUGUUUAUGUCGCUAAUCAUGUGUCUGUUGAUCUUCCGGUUUGAUCGAAAGAAGAACAAAGAGCAGCGCCCGCCGAGGUCGGUCAGCGGUGAACCUCCAGCUGAGGCAAUUUCGAUGCAGGUAAAUUUGUAA